Molecule: messenger RNA, 641 nt
Organism: Haliotis rufescens (red abalone)
Lineage: Eukaryota; Metazoa; Mollusca; Gastropoda; Lepetellida; Haliotidae
Exons: 4
Coding region: 107-412 (101 amino acids)
Source: RefSeq, a predicted model, not a curated record
AUGCUGACACGAGCGACGAGGUGCUGACACGAGCGACGUGGUGCUGACACGCCCCACGUGAUACUGACACGGCCGAGGUGGUGCUGACACGCCCCACACAACAAAGAUGAAGUGUUUGUACUGGACCAUUGUGUUGGUGCUGCACGCGGUUACUGGGCAGGUGCCGUGCUCUGUGGGUAGGGACUGUCCCCGGGACAUGUGCUGCUUGGGGAGCCGCAAAUCCCAGGGCUACUGCGCUCCGCUGAAGUCUGUCGGUGUAGAUUGCCAGAUGUACUCCGGAAUAGAAUCCUGGGGUCAGACACCUUGGAAGGUGCAUGAGUGUCGCUGUCUCAAUGGUCUUUACUGUGGAUCGGACGACCCAUAUGCUCCCUUGGGGUCUAGAGGAACGUGCAGGUCCAACCGUUUCGCAUAGUGUCCUGAAUGUCUCGGUGCUGUACUUCAUCUCGGCCAGUAAAUGCAGCAACAUCAGAACUAGUUUCACUAGUUCACACGACCCACACUACACAACACAAUCUGGCGGUAUUCGUGACCCUUAUUUAAAUGUUUCUCGACAUCAAACUGUAUACCUACUUAAUAUUAACGUAAUAUUAAAAUUUGAAACAUUUAGACAUACAUUUUGCAAUAAAAUAGUUAAACUAUUA